Messenger RNA from Copidosoma floridanum, 2122 nucleotides. RefSeq names its product IC cytokine homolog beag. The record is from RefSeq and is a predicted model, not a curated record. Lineage: Eukaryota; Metazoa; Arthropoda; Insecta; Hymenoptera; Encyrtidae.
UUUUUUUUUUUUUUUUUGAUGGUACGUGGUUUAUUUUUACAGCAACAUUAAGAGAUCCCCCCUGCAUCGUUGCAUUUUCAUCCAUCACGUACCGGUUGAUAAGCCACUGAUUACAUUUAAAAAAUCGCGCCAUAACUCAAACCCCCUGGUGUUCGUGCCUCGUACUAAUUGGGACUUCUGCUCCCGAAAGGUAACCUAACCUCAAUCUCAGCUGUGGACGAGUGUGAAGAAAGUAUAAAUAUUUAUAAAACGAGAGUCGCAGUACUUUUAAAUUGUUACUAGGUGAAUUGAAACGAAACACAAAAGGACAAGUUGAGUUAAGUAUCUGGGGUCAGUUUUAGAUAAUCGGCAAAAAUGGCAGAGGACGAGAAUAUGAGUGCGUCCGCCCGGCUGACCAACGAUGACUUCAGGAAGCUGUUGAUGACACCUAGAUCGUCCGUUCCAUCUGCCACGCCAGCCAGUGUUCCAGGAACCGUCAGAGAUUCCGGUGCCAAGGCAGCUCAAACUCCAGUGGUCGGCGGCAGCAACAGAGCAGAGCUCCGGAGAAAAAAGAAGAGCUACUAUGCCAAGCUCAAAAAGCAGGAGGAUGAUAAGAUGGCAGAGCUGGCCGAAAAGUACAGAGAUCGUGCCCGAGAAAGGAGAGAUGGUACGAAUCAGGAGCAAGUUGAAGAUCCCAUGACCAAUGCCAGUGCCUACAGAGCCGUGGCUCCUGACUUGAAAUCCGGCUACGAUGCUGCUGAGCGUAGGCGGCAGAUGAUACAGCAAUCCAAGUUCUUGGGAGGUGACAUGGAGCACACUCACUUGGUAAAGGGUUUGGAUUAUGCUCUGCUGCAAAAAGUCAGGAGUGAGAUCGAGGCUAGAGAAACGGAGCAGGAGAUAGAGAUGGAAAAACUUGCCAAGCCCAAAGAGAAGGUCAAAGAAAAAGUCAAAGAAGUCGAGAAGAAGGACGAGGAGGUGAAUUUUAAGAGCAAGACUGCACGUAACAUUUGCAAAACUAUCAUGAUUAUGAAAUCCAAAACUGUGGAGAGAAACGAAUUGUUUGCUCCUGGUAGAAUGGCUUAUGUCAUCGAGUUGGAUGAUGAGACUGAGGUUGACAUACCUACGACAUUGAUUAGGAGUAAAGCUGAUGUCCCUACUAUUGACAAUACACCUACUUUGACCACUAACGACAUCGUUAUCAAUAAAUUGGCACAGAUUUUGUCGUACUUGAGACAGGGAAAUAGACAUGGUAAAAAGAACAAGAAAAACAAAGACGGGAGACCAAGACUGGAUGAUUUCAACGAGCUUGAAAUCGCUCCGCAAAGAUCCAUUCAGGAUGACAGUAUUUACGGUGAUAUUGGUGAUUAUAUACCAGAUCUCACCAAGUCUGAGAGUAGUCAUCUUAAGAAUAAAAAGAAAGAGAGUUACUUUGCAAAACCAGAGCCAGAAAUCAAUGAGGAAGACAACGCACCUAGACUACCAAACGCAGAAAUUCCAAAUGAAGUUGCUGCUAUUGCAAAAGCAAUUGCAUCUUCCGAUGUUGCGCUACGCAGGGGUGUUGCACUGGACAAGCCGGCUGUAGAACCAGUUGGUUAUGCUGAGUGUUAUCCUGGAUUGGAUGAAAUGCAAGACGCAAUCGACGAUUCGGACGACGAGGUAGACUACACAAAAAUGGAUCUGGGCAACAAGAAGGGGCCAAUCGGUCGCUGGGAUUUCGAUACUCAAGAAGAGUAUAGCGAGUACAUGAAUAACAAGGAGGCCUUGCCAAAGGCGGCUUUCCAGUACGGCGUGAAAAUGGCCGAUGGUAGAAGAACCAGAAAAUACAAUAAAGAGAAAAACGAAAAGGCCGAGCUUGAUCGAGAAUGGCAAAAGAUUCAGAAUAUCAUGAACAAGAGAAAAUCAACGAACAAUGAAGGUGCGCCAGAGCUAAAGGCUUCUAGAUAUUAAAACAUUUGAUUAUGUACAUUAAAUUAUUUGAUACACAGAGAAGAACUUAACGUUUUUCAAGCUACGCUAGGACUUAUCAACUUGUACUUUAUACGUUAUAUUAUUUGUACAUACAUUUUUUUUUAGAUUUAAGUGUAUAUUCAAGAUUAAAAAGUAUGGAACGUAUAGUAAAAAAGUAAAUCAAUUAUUUUAAGCA